UGUGCGACAACACAACAACAACCAAAGAUAGUCUCCAUCGUUGGAUUUGGAGGAAUGGGGAAAACAACUCUUGCAAACCAAGUGUAUCAAGAGAUCAAAGGUCAGUUCGAGUGUUGGGCCUUCUUAUCCGUGUCGCGAAGCCCAAACAUUAUGACUAUCCUGAGGACUAUUCUUAGUGAAGUUAGCGGUCAAGAUUAUUCUAACACGGAAGCAGGGAGUGAACAAAUACUCAUUAGCAAGAUCAACGAUUCACUACUAGAUAAAAGGUACUUUGUUGUUGUUGACGAUAUAUGUGACGUGGAUACCUGGGUUAUUAUUAAGUGUGCAUUCCCUGCUACAAGUUCUACCAGUAGAAUAAUCACGACUACCCGUAUAAACAGUGUCGCUCAUUCAUGUUGUUCAUCAUUCAAUGGCCGUAUUUACAAUAUAAGGGCUCUUGAUAUGGUUCACUCAAGACAAUUAUUUCACAGAAGGUUAUUCAAGUCUGAUGAAGAUUGCCCUUCAUACCUUCAAGAAAUUUCUGAGGAGAUAUUGGAAAAAUGCAAUGGGUUACCUUUGGCGAUCAUUGCUAUAUCUGGUUUGUUGGCUAACAUAGAAAAAGUAGAAAAUCUAUGGAAUCAAGUGAACGAUUCAAUUGGCCGUGCACUUGAAAGAAAUCCUAAUGUCGAAGGAAUGAUGAAGAUAUUGUCACUUAGUUACUUUGAUCUGCCUCUUUAUCUGAAAACAUGUCUCUUAUAUCUGAGCAUAUAUCUAGAAGAUUCUACUAUUAAGAAGAAGGACCUGAUAAGAAGAUGGAUUGCUGAAGGAUUCAUUCACAGAGAAGGCAAAUAUAGUGCAUAUGAGUUUGGAGAAAGGUGUUUUAAUGAACUACUCAAUAGGGGUUUGAUCCAACCUCGGGAGAUAGACGUAUAUGACAACGUGAAUAGUUGUCGAGUUCAUGACACAAUUCUUGAUUUCAUCAUAUCCAAGUCUGUAGAAGAGAACUUUGUUACGAUACUUGUGGUUCCCACUCUGACAAUUAGGAAUCAAAGCAAAGUUGUUCGUCGACUCUGUCUACAACGUGUUGAGGAAGGAAAUUCAGCAGUAUUGAUAGCAGAUCUCGUGUUGUCCAAAGUCCGAUCACUUACUAUGGGUAGAGGUAUGUUGGAAAUCCCUUCUUUGGAGGAGUUCAGACAUUUGCGUGUUCUCGUCUUGACGGAGUGCUUCGGUUUGCAAAAUCAUCAUCUUGUAAAUAUAGUGAGGUUAUUCCAGCUGAGGUACCUGAGGAUCCAAAGUCCAAGAAUAAGCAAACUCCCAGAACAAAUCGGGCGUUUAGGGUGCUUAGAGAUUCUGAUCCUAAGAGACACUCGUGUAAGGGAAUUACCUGCAUCUAUUGUUAAUCUAAAAAAACUGAUACAUAUACUUGUUGAUGUUGAGGUAGUAUUUCCUGAUGGGAUUGCGAAGAUGCAAGCACUGGAGAUGUUGAAAGAUGUGAAGGUCUCCAUUCAACCAUUUGACUUCCUGUGUGGCCUUGGCCAACUAAAUAAUUUGAGGAAUCUGCAGCUUGAUCUUCGUUUGGAAGUUGAUUCUGAAACUGAGGAUACGGAUGUGGUUGGUGAGGAGCGCAAGAAAGCUAUGGUCUCUUCCCUGUGUAAGCUAGGCACCCAGAAUCUCCGCUCCCUAACUAUUUAUGGAGGGAGCAACCUCUUCCAUGAGGAAUCUUUGUGCCUGCCUACCCUCAAGUACCUUUAUAUCCGUUUUUCGGACUUCCCGCAGGUUCCGACAUGGAUGGGCUCCCUCAGAAACCUCCAGCGGCUACGCUUUGUUGUGGCAGCGCUCAAGCAGGACGACCUCUGCACCCUUGGGGCUUUACCCAGUCUGCUCUUUCUGCAUCUG
Triticum dicoccoides is the source of this 1875-nucleotide messenger RNA. Its product is annotated as disease resistance protein RGA5-like. The record is from RefSeq and is a predicted model, not a curated record. NCBI's taxonomy places the organism in Eukaryota, Viridiplantae, Streptophyta, Magnoliopsida, Poales, Poaceae. Gene Ontology annotation, molecular function: ADP binding. The annotation marks the transcript as partial. The transcript is spliced from 2 exons. Gene Ontology annotation, biological process: defense response to other organism.